AUGGUUGAUGCAACGAAAAGACGGAAAACCCAUGUCCAUAAACAUGUGAAAGACGAAGCGUUUGAAGAUUUAUUGAAACCAGUGUAUAAAGGUAAGAAGAUCACCGAUGAGAUUAAUACCGCCCAGGAUAAGUGGAAUCUUUUGCCUGCAUUCUUAAAAGUUAAAGGUUUGGUCAAACAGCAUCUCGAUUCGUUCAACUAUUUCGUUGAUACAGACUUAAAGAAAAUCAUAAAGGCAAAUCAAUUGAUUUUAAGUGAUGUCGAUCCAGAGUUUUAUUUGAAAUAUGUCGAUAUUAGAGUGGGGAAGAAGUCCUCUUCUUCGACAAAGGACUACUUGACGCCACCUCAUGAGUGUAGACUUAGAGACAUGACCUAUUCCGCACCUAUUUACGUGGACAUAGAAUAUACCAGAGGUAGGAAUAUUAUCAUGCAUAAAGACGUAGAAAUUGGCAGGAUGCCCAUCAUGCUAAGGUCUAAUAAGUGUAUUCUAUUCGACGCCGACGAAUCAAAAAUGGCGAAACUGAACGAAUGCCCAUUGGAUCCAGGUGGUUAUUUCAUCGUUAAUGGUACCGAGAAAGUCAUUCUUGUUCAAGAACAAUUAUCUAAGAAUCGUAUCAUUGUAGAAGCUGAUGAAAAAAAGAACAUUGUUCAGGCUUCCGUCACUUCAUCUACCCAUGAAAGAAAAUCCAAGACUUAUGUUAUCACCAAGAAUGGUAAGAUUUACCUAAAGCAUAACUCCAUCGCAGAAGAAAUUCCUAUCGCCGUUGUUCUCAAAGCUUGCGGUAUUUUAUCAGAUUUAGAAAUCAUGCAGUUGGUUUGCGGUAAUGACAGUAGUUAUCAAGACCUUUUUGCUGUCAAUCUGGAGGAAUCUUCAAAAUUAGACAUUUAUACACAACAACAAGCAUUAGAAUACAUUGGCGCCAAAGUGAAGACGAUGAGAAGACAGAAACUGUCUAUUUUGCAAGAAGGUAUAGAAGCCAUUGCGACCACAGUCAUUGCUCAUUUGACCGUAGAGGCCCUUGACUUUAGGGAAAAGGCUCUAUAUAUUGCAAUGAUGACACGGAGAGUGGUAAUGGCAAUGUAUAAUCCUAAAAUGAUUGAUGAUAGAGAUUAUGUUGGUAAUAAGCGUCUUGAAUUGGCUGGUCAAUUGAUUUCUUUAUUGUUUGAAGAUUUAUUCAAAAAGUUCAAUAAUGAUUUUAAAUUAAGUAUCGAUAAGGUUUUGAAAAAACCGAACAGAGCAAUGGAAUACGAUGCAUUGCUAUCCAUCAACGUGCAUUCAAAUAAUAUCACCAGCGGAUUGAACAGAGCUAUUUCAACGGGUAAUUGGUCCCUGAAAAGAUUUAAGAUGGAAAGAGCAGGUGUUACUCAUGUUCUUUCUAGAUUAUCUUAUAUCUCAGCAUUGGGUAUGAUGACAAGAAUUUCGUCUCAAUUUGAAAAAUCAAGAAAAGUUUCUGGUCCAAGAGCGUUACAACCUUCUCAAUUCGGUAUGCUUUGUACCGCCGAUACUCCGGAAGGUGAAGCUUGUGGUCUAGUGAAAAAUUUAGCAUUAAUGACUCAUAUUACUACAGAUGAUGAAGAAGAACCUAUAAAGAAACUAUGUUUUGUUCUUGGUGUAGAGGAUAUAACUUUAAUUGAUAGUGCUUCAUUGCACUUGAACUAUGGUGUUUACUUAAACGGUACUUUAAUUGGUUCAAUUAGAUUUCCAAUAAAAUUUGUCACUCAAUUCAGGGAUUUAAGAAGAACAGGUAAAGUUUCUGAGUUUAUCUCAAUUUACUCAAACUCACACCAAAUGGCUGUUCAUAUCGCCACUGAUGGUGGUAGAAUUUGUAGACCUUUAAUCAUCGUGUCCGAUGGUCAAUCCCUUGUUAAGGAUACUCAUUUACGCCAACUACUAGAUGGAGAAUUAGAUUUUGAUGACUUUUUGAAGCUUGGGUUGGUGGAAUAUUUGGAUGUCAACGAAGAAAACGAUUCUUACAUUGCAUUAUAUGAAAAAGAUGUUAUCCCUUCAAUGACACAUCUAGAAAUAGAGCCCUUCACUAUAUUAGGUGCCGUUGCUGGUUUGAUUCCAUAUCCACACCAUAACCAAUCUCCACGUAACACAUAUCAAUGUGCGAUGGGUAAGCAAGCCAUUGGUGCUAUUGCAUAUAACCAAUUCAAAAGAAUAGACACGCUGCUAUACUUGAUGACUUAUCCACAAGAACCAAUGGUCAAAACCAAAACGAUUGAAUUAAUCGACUAUGAUAAAUUACCUGCUGGGCAGAAUGCUACAGUUGCUGUCAUGUCAUAUUCUGGUUAUGAUAUUGAAGAUGCUUUAGUCCUAAACAAGUCGUCUAUUGAUAGAGGCUUUGGUCGUUGUGAAACUCGUAGAAAGACAACAACUGUUUUGAAAAGAUACGCAAACCAUACUCAAGAUAUUAUCGGGGGUAUGCGUGUUGACGAAAACGGUGAACCUAUAUGGCAACAUCAAUCUUUGGGUCCUGAUGGUUUAGGUGAAGUGGGUAUGAGAGUCAAAAGCGGUCAGAUUUAUAUCAACAAAUCUGUUCCAACUAAUUCGACUGACGCUCCAAAUCCAAAUAAUGUGAACGUUCAAACUCAGUACAGAGAAACUCCGGUCAUAUAUAGAGGUCCUGAGCCUUCCCAUAUUGACCAAGUCAUGAUGUCCGUUUCUGAUAAUGAUCAAGCUUUGAUCAAAGUCCUCUUAAGACAAAGUAGAAGGCCUGAAUUGGGUGAUAAAUUCUCAUCUCGACAUGGACAAAAGGGUGUUUGUGGUAUUAUUGUCAAACAAGAAGACAUGCCUUUCAAUGAUCAAGGUAUUGUGCCAGAUAUUAUUAUGAACCCUCACGGUUUCCCAUCGCGUAUGACUGUGGGCAAAAUGAUCGAAUUGAUAUCGGGUAAAGCAGGUGUUCUGAAUGGUUCCCUAGAAUACGGUACUUGUUUUGGAGGUUCUAAACUGGAAGAUAUGUCCAAGAUCUUGGUCGAUCAAGGUUUUAGUUAUUCAGGUAAAGAUAUGUUGUACUCCGGUAUAACGGGUGAAUGUUUACAGGCAUAUAUCUUUUUUGGGCCAAUUUAUUAUCAAAAAUUGAAGCAUAUGGUCUUGGAUAAAAUGCACGCAAGAGCCCGUGGUCCUAGGGCUGUCCUGACGCGUCAACCUACCGAAGGUAGAUCCAGAGAUGGUGGUCUGAGAUUAGGUGAAAUGGAAAGAGACUGUGUCAUCGCUUACGGUGCCUCUCAAUUAUUAUUGGAAAGAUUAAUGAUUAGUUCUGAUGCUUUUGAAGUUGAUGUGUGUGAUAAAUGUGGGUUAAUGGGUUACAGUGGUUGGUGUACUACUUGUAAAAGUGCGGAAAAUAUCAUCAAAAUGACUAUUCCAUAUGCUGCAAAAUUGCUAUUCCAGGAAUUAUUAUCCAUGAAUAUUGCCCCAAGAUUAAGACUGGAAGAUAUAUUUCAGCAAUAA
Molecule: messenger RNA, 3450 nt
Organism: Saccharomyces eubayanus
Lineage: Eukaryota; Fungi; Ascomycota; Saccharomycetes; Saccharomycetales; Saccharomycetaceae
Gene: RET1
Product: DNA-directed RNA polymerase III core subunit RET1
Exons: 1
Coding region: 1-3450 (1149 amino acids)
Biological process (GO): DNA-templated transcription
Cellular component (GO): RNA polymerase III complex
Molecular function (GO): DNA-directed RNA polymerase activity; DNA binding; ribonucleoside binding
Source: RefSeq, a predicted model, not a curated record